Molecule: messenger RNA, 3043 nt
Organism: Panicum virgatum (switchgrass)
Lineage: Eukaryota; Viridiplantae; Streptophyta; Magnoliopsida; Poales; Poaceae
Product: U-box domain-containing protein 70-like
Exons: 11
Coding region: 178-2679 (833 amino acids)
Biological process (GO): protein ubiquitination; protein phosphorylation
Molecular function (GO): ubiquitin-protein transferase activity; ATP binding; protein kinase activity
Source: RefSeq, a predicted model, not a curated record
GAAGACAAACCGCCGCGCAGAGCAGAUGCUCCCCAAACUCCGGCAAGGGUCUCGUCCAGUCGCUCCCCCCUAGUCGCCGCCGGCCCGCCGCACCAUCAACCCGCGGGCACCAGCCAAAUGCACUGACGGUCGCCGUAGCGUCGACCCGUCGACCAUCCCGAGGGAGGCGGGCGUGCCAUGGACGCAGCGGCGGAGGAGGCGCGGCGCGCGAAGGAGGCCGGCAAUGAAGCCUACAGCAAGUCCUUCCUCGAGACGGCCGUCGAGCACUACACCCGCGGCGCGCUCCUCGACCCCAGCGACAUCUCCUUCCUCACCAACCGCGCCGCCGCCUACUUCCACAUGGGCAAGUACCAGGAGUGCGUGAGGGACUGCGACGAGGCCGUGAGGCGCGGCAGGGAGCUCAGCGCCGACAACAAGCUGAUCGCGAAGGCGCUGUCGCGGAAGGCGUCUGCGCUGCUCGAGCUCGCGGGCUGCGCCGGGGACUACGCGGCGGCAGUCAGGGUCCUGCAGCAGUCGCUGGCCGAACACUACAGCGAGGAGACGCUUGACAGGCUCGGCAAGGCGGAGAGCAAGAGGAAGGAGCUGGAUGAGAAGGAGCGACGGGGCCAGGCCGCCGACCACCACCGUGAGAGAGGGAAUGAAUCGUUCAAGCAGAAGAAAUACCAUGAAGCAGCAAUGCACUACACUCAAGCUAUGAAAAUGAACCCAAAGGAUCCUAGAAUUUUUAGCAACAGAGCUCAAUGCUACAUCUCUCUGGGAGCUUUACCUCAAGGUCUUGAGGAUGCAGAGAAAUGCAUUGAACUGGAUCCUACUUUUCUGAAGGGCUAUGUGCGCAAAGCUAAAGUUCAGUUCCUGAUGGAAGAUUAUGAAAAUGCUAUGGCAACUUACCAAGAGGGUUUGAGGUGUGACCCAAACAAUCUGGAAAUACUUGAUGGCUUAAGGAGAUGUGAAGCACGCAUUAAGAUGGGUCAUGGGGGUGCUGAUCUUGAGUACUUCAAAAAGAUGUUUGGAGGUUUUCGUUCAGAAGACGAUGUUCAUGGGUUCCAAAAGGCCAUGGCUACAAUGUUCACAAAGGAAGUUUCUGAAGAGCCCUUGUGGCGUACAGAAUCGGAACUACUGGGAGAAUUUUGUACAGAAGAUGAUUUGCAUAAAUUCCAAAAAGCAACGGAACAAGCUGCAAUAUUCAAGAAGGAAGCUUCUGAAGAGCGUUUGAGGCGUAUCGAAUCUGAACGCAUGGCUAGAACAAUGGAGGACUCGUAUUUAAACCAAGUCCAACAAAGGAAACAAACUGAGGAGUUCCUUUCAAGGGCACAACAAGAACUGGAACGGUUUAAAAUACAACAUGAUGAUGUCAUUGAAAGACUUCAGGAGGCCAAUGAGCGUAAUGAGCGUCUACUAGGCCAGCUCUCUGAAUCCAGAGAACAAUAUGACUGGCUUCUAUCAGAGCAUGAACACUUGCUACACGACAGGGAUCGUGCAGUUCGUGAGGUUGAAGAGUUAUGUCAGAGAAGAGGGCAAAUGCAUUCGGUUUUGGUUACAUCAACGUACUCUGAGUUUUCAUCAUCUGAACUGGAGUCUGCAACUGAAAAAUUCAGUAGUUCACUGAAGAUUGGAGAAGGUGGGUUUGCAUGUGUGUUCAGAGGUAUCCUCCGGAACAUGACAGUUGCAAUAAAGGUGUUAAAACCUGAUUGUUUACAGGGAAGGUCACAGUUCGAGCAAGAGGUUUCUAUCCUGAGUAGGGUGAGGCACCCUCACCUCGUAACUCUAUUGGGAGCAUGCUCAGAAUCAUCUGCACUUGUCUAUGAGUUCUUGCCAAAUGGAAGUCUUGAAGAUUUUCUCGUGUGUGCAGAUAAAAGGAAAACAUUGCUAUGGCAGAUUCGCACCCGAAUUAUUGCAGAGAUAUGUUCAGCACUGAUCUUUCUGCACAAGAAUAAACCACACCCAGUUGUUCAUGGUGAUCUGAAGCCAGCCAACAUCCUUCUUGAUGUUAACCUAGUCAGUAAGCUUAGUGACUUCGGUAUCUCUCGCCUCCUGAUCCAGUCCUGCACCAAUAACACUACCCUUUAUCACACAAUGCAUCCAGUUGGAACCCCCUUGUACAUGGACCCAGAAUUUCUCGCCACUGGAGAGCUGACACCUCAUUCUGAUGUCUACUCUUUUGGGAUCGUGGUAUUGCGCCUUCUGACAGGAAAGCCUCCUGUUGGUAUUAAGAAGAUUGUGGAGGAUGCAAUGAUGAAAGGUGACCUGCAGUCAGUAGUUGAUUCCACAGCAGGAGAGUGGCCCGAUGUGCACGUGCAGCAGUUAGCACACCUUGCUCUCAGUUGCAUGGAGCUGAGCCGGAGGUGCCGUCCUGAUCUUUCAGGCGAGGUGUGGAGAGUAGUUGAGGCGAUGCGGGAUGCUGCGACGAGUAUACCUUCAGCCUCAUCUUCUAGGCCAGUGUCAGAUGAAAACUGCACACCUUCAUAUUUCGUGUGCCCUAUAUCUCAGGAUAUCAUGAGCGAUCCACAUAUCGCAGCUGACGGAUUCACCUACGAAGCUGAGGCCAUCAGAAGCUGGCUCGACAGCGGCCACAACACGUCUCCGAUGACCAACAUGCGACUCGAACACGGCGAGCUCAUUCCCAAUCGCGCUCUUCGUUCCGCCAUCCAGGAAUGGCUCCAGCAACAGAAUUUGGCGUAAUAACCUGUUGGGUUGCUGCGUGCUUCCCCGCCACUAAUAUCAGUUCGUUGCCUCUGCCCUCUGCCUCUCUUACCAAAGCCCCUGACGAGCUGAAUAACUCUGUAGUUUCCUUGCUCAUCAACUUCUGGAACCCGUGUGGCUUUAACAUUCAACUAGAACUAGCUGUAACAGUGUACCAUGCAAUCGUUGCAAGUUUGCUCUGUAGCCUUAGACAAUGAUGCCUGCCAUCCAUGCCCUGUUUAGGUCCAGAGUUUAAGGUGUCCGCCAUACGUUGUUAUCUUGCAGAUUGUAGUCUGAUCGGGCUAAACUUGAACUUCCAGUUGCUCAUGGAGAUCUGAAGCCUACCAACAUCCUCCUUGAUCCA